UCACAGCACCUUCAAUGUCACGUUUGUCCUGCGAAAAGUAGCUCAAACAGACAGCGAAUUUGUUUUUUAAUGCAUCAAACAUGUAUAAAUUAAAUUGUUUAUUAGUUAGCUCUGUGAGUAACGUAUGUCGACAGCUGGCUAACUCCCUAAAUGCAAAUGGGAGCUCUCUGUGUGGAGGCCCCGGCCUGCAGCGGACAUUGUGUACCGGUGCUGUCAGACUUCAGGAGACCAAAACAUCCAGCUCAAAGUCUGAUGAAACCUCCAGAAACUUCAGCCUCAUCCCCCCUCUGCCUGGCGAGGACAGUCCACUGAGAUGGAGUGGGAAGAAGUUUGAGGAGUUGCCCAUCGCUCACAUUAAAGCCACAUACAACAACACACACAUCCAGCUGACAGAGAGCACAGGACAGUCGCUGGUCAGGACGUCCUGCGGAACCGAAGGCUUCAGGAAUAUCAAGAGGUCGACUCCCGUCGCUGCUCAGACUGCAGGCAUCUCUGCUGCUACGAAAGCUAAAGUGAAGGGAGUGACGUUUGUCCGUGUUGUGGUCAAAGGUAUUGGGCCCGGACGUCUGCCCGCAAUCAAAGGCUUGACAAUGGGAGGCCUGGAGGUGGUAUCGAUCACCGACAACACCCCCGUGCCGCACAAUGGAUGCCGCCCACGCAAAGCCAGAAGGACUUGAUCUCCCCGAACCAGAAUGCACUGCAACAAGGAGGAAGUGCUUGUGUUGUGAUAUGAUAAUAAAGUGUUUUGUUGUAUAACUUUUCCAGCUCUGAGCUGACCUUACAUAAUUCAUUAGUGGAAAUAAUUGCAGAUGGUGUUAUGAAUGAGCAGAGCGCAGGUGUCCUCUGCUGCGACUGUCAGCACAUGAAUAAAGCUUCAGUCUCGCUGCAGACACUCUGAUGUUGAUUAAGAGACUGAUGUUUGCAGAAACAGACCGAUGGCCCUGUGUGGGAGAAGAGACAGUACAAGGUUUCACCGCGUCAAUGCAGUACACUCUGUCUGUGUUGGUCGCCAUGGGGACUGAACCCUUGACCCGGGCCAUGUUAACGCAGCACUACACCGCCGAGCUCACAGGACCACACAAAGCAGCUUUAACACGAGGCAAAUUCAACAAAAUUCUCUUUAUAUUUUACUUGGAGUAUAUCAGACAGCCAAACAUCAGUUUAACGUGAUAUAAAUACAUCAUUGUAAAGCUCAGAUGAAAACACAUUUACAGGUAAGUCCAGUACAAGAGGUGAUAAUAUGGAGACAUUAAAUGAGAGACAAACAUUCACAAAAUCAUUAAUUAGCUAUGUGGAGUGCCACUGUGUUUUAGCGCUGGAAAAAAGACAACACAAAACAAUUAGUUAUCAUUACAACAGACUUUUCUUCUUCUCCAGACCUCCAAAGACUUAACAGGUACAGCUGUUGAGUGUUUUUUUAACAUUUGAAAUACAAGAAAACUCAAAUUCUUAAAUACCACAGAAAGUCUGUGAGCACAUACAGAAACAAAACAGAAAACAAAAAAACAGCAGGCUGCUCUUGUUUAGUGCAAAUACUUUGGGCCAUUUCCCUUCAGUCGCACUCUCAAAAAUGUAGUUGGACAGUUAAAAAAAAGACUGACUCAACUGAUGUAGAGAAAUGUUGGUACCACAGCACCGCAGAAACAGCACUGAGACUGAAUAAAAGCAGACUGUACUCUGAUGCAAACACUCAGAAUGAUUCACUGCACUCUGAUGUGUAAAAUGCCUCAUUUAAUAUGUACAAUCAUAACACACAGAAAGAGAAAUUAGCCCUUUGAAAGUGACGUCAAGACUCCCUGUUGCAGCUGGUUUCUUUUUCCUAGAUUCAUUCUAACUUCAUACGUUAUAAACCAGAAACUCCUUAAAUUAUAAAUCAGUUGAACUUCCGUGGAAACGCCUGAGAUGUUAGCACAAUAACAAAAAGGCAAGUCAAAAUAACACAAGAAUGACAGAUUGGCUUUCCAAAUUCCUGCUGUGUCAACAAAGCAUCAGGUCUUCAGCAAUAUCCAAACUUAAAGAGGCAACAAUUUUUUCUCCCAUUUCAGAGGUGCCGGUGCAGCUGAUAAAACCUUGUUCUUGAUAUAUUUUUACAGAAAAUAAAAACUUGAAUUUCAAAUGACCAAAUCAUUAAAGCACCAAUCUGUAAAUUUCCAACCACAUAAAUAAGUCUUUUGUUACUCAACUGAUCAGAGUUUAACAAUAGUUUAACACAUUAAUGACAGAUUUAGUGGUGCAGCGUUUAAUUGUCUAUUAAAUCUGUCAAUCAAUGGAGUUAUUACAGUGGGUUCCCUUUCCUCUCUGUAUGUGCUACAAUCCUUAAGCACACUGCCAUCAGCCAUUGUAAACCAAUACACUUCUUGUCAAAUAGCCAAUCUCUCCUCAUGGUUUGCUGGCUGUUUGUUCUUUGGACUCUAAAAAAUCCCCUGGUCAUACACAGCCCUGGCUCUAUAAAUGACAGUGUCUCACACCAAGCUACACAAGCCAACAACAGCUACUCUCCCUCCCGCCGUGACAGUAAUAAAGGAUUUUUCUGAGGGAGCACUGACGAGAGGGGUCUAUUUGUUAGGGUGUUGACUUUAAAUAUAGUUAAAUCUUUCUCAAGAAUCAAUUACUCCACCUUCACUCUGCUGGAAAUGACAUUGAGUAAAAUAUUCCACAUCCAGUUUUGAAUAUGACCAUAUCAGGAAGGAGUUUAUUGGAGCUCAGAGGCACCUGCACUGCACAAAUGGAUGGUUUUCACUCAACCGUUCAGCCAGUCAGACUUUCACAUUCCCAGCAGGGGAACACACAGUUUGGUGCCUUUUGACAUCAAUAAACACACAGUACUCACACACUGAUCUAACACUCAUGUGUCAACUACCCUGUAUGAUGUGUGAUCUGGCUGGAUGAAUUCAACUUUCAGCUGCCACUCUCAGCAAGAGAAGAGAAUCCCUACGAGCUCCAGACCUGCUGAUCUGAAGUCCUCCCUGACUUUUGACCUCUAAAUGGGGCAGGAGGAAAAAGGACCGAAUAACUUUAAGGUGUAUACAAACGCUCAUGUAGGAAAACGCUAAGCUGUUGCUGACAGACAUUUCCUUGCACAGAAUAUUUCUGGAAAGCAUUUGAAAUGAUGCAAAAUCCAAAGGACAACUGCAUAAAUGAAACAACUGAUGUACCAAUGAUUCAUGCAGCUGAUAUGACUUAAAGCUGACUGACUGGAAAAAAAGCGUGCGGUACUGAAAAUAGAUUUUAUACACACUAGCUAUACAAAAAUACAUUGCUUUAUUUUAAAUCGCAAUGAAGUACUUCCUUUACACAAACGUCAGAACUCUGGAUCAGGCAAAAAAAAAAAAAAAACAUACAGCACCAGCUUUCCGAUACUGCCUUCCCUCAUCUGUGCGUCACCAAACAUCAGCCACACAUUCAACAACACAUACAUGAAACAAAAGUCAAAAGAGCAAUGGUGCUUCAAAACAACCUCAAAACAUAAAUAACAGGGCGGAUUAUAUUAUUAUACCGUAAAUACAUGACCACAAGCUCAACACACGGCAGAAUAACUUGAUGAUAAUGACAAAAUAAAGUGGGAGAAAGUCAUUUUGCUUUACUUUUUAGGAGAGCCUGGGAAGCCUUUACAACAGGACUGGAAGUGGAGACAGUGGACAUUUUUAGUAGUGGACAGUAUAAAUUAUCUGAAUUAGGCCACAUCACGUCACUCAUAUUCUUUACAGCAGCAAAUGUACAGUUUGCAAAAUAACAAUUAAGUCAAGAACUGCAUUGACUGUGUAGGCAUUUGCACAUCAGCAUCCAAUGACAUUUCUCUCAGACUCUUCCAGACUGUGCAGCGUCGAAAUGUUAGUGACCUGAACACAGCCUGGGGAGAUUGUCGGUCUAAAUCCCUUCAGGAUGGGUGAAAGUGACCAAAGUGAAAGAGUCCUCAACACACAUUGUUGAUGUUGCCUUGAGAAAGGCACUUAAC
Plectropomus leopardus (leopard coralgrouper) is the source of this 3955-nucleotide messenger RNA. RefSeq names its product mitochondrial ribosomal protein S11 (gene mrps11). Gene Ontology annotation, cellular component: ribosome. NCBI's taxonomy places the organism in Eukaryota, Metazoa, Chordata, Actinopteri, Perciformes, Serranidae. Gene Ontology annotation, molecular function: structural constituent of ribosome. The record is from RefSeq and is a predicted model, not a curated record. Gene Ontology annotation, biological process: translation.